Molecule: messenger RNA, 1359 nt
Organism: Endocarpon pusillum Z07020
Lineage: Eukaryota; Fungi; Ascomycota; Eurotiomycetes; Verrucariales; Verrucariaceae
Product: Serine/threonine-protein kinase ssn3
Exons: 2
Coding region: 1-1359 (452 amino acids)
Biological process (GO): protein phosphorylation
Cellular component (GO): nucleus; mediator complex
Molecular function (GO): ATP binding; RNA polymerase II CTD heptapeptide repeat kinase activity; cyclin-dependent protein serine/threonine kinase activity
Source: RefSeq, a predicted model, not a curated record
AUGGCACCGACUACUUACACAAGCAAAGUCAAAGUACGAGAAAAAUAUCAGAUCGUCGGCUUCAUCAGUAGCGGCACCUACGGACGUGUGUAUAAAGCAGUAGGGAAAAAUAAAGCCGGCGAUGCUACCAGCCCGACUUCGGCAAGUUCCGCACCACGUGAAGUUUUUGCCAUUAAAAAAUUCAAGCCGGAUAAAGAAGGCGAGACGAUUCAAUACACUGGUCUUUCGCAAUCCGCCAUCCGUGAAAUAUCGCUUUGCUCCGAGUUGACGCAUCCCAACCUUAUCCAUCUUGUUGAAAUCAUCCUAGAGGAUAAAUGUAUCUGUAUGGUCUUCGAAUACUGCGAACACGACCUUCUUCAGAUAAUACACCACCAUUCGCAACCAACGCGUCAUGCGAUUCCCGCACCAAUGAUCAAAAGCAUUCUCUUUCAACUUCUGAAUGGCCUCCUCUACCUCCAUCGCAACUGGGUCCUGCACCGUGACCUCAAACCUGCCAACAUAAUGGUAACCAGCAACGGUGCCGUCCGAAUUGGUGAUCUUGGCCUAGCCAGAUUAUUCUACAAACCCCUCACCUCCCUCUACUCCGGCGACAAAGUCGUCGUAACAAUCUGGUAUCGCUCACCCGACCUCCUGCUCGGAUCAAAACACUACACCCCCGCCGUCGACCUCUGGGCGGUUGGUUGCAUCUUCGCCGAACUUUUAUCUCUUCGUCCAAUCUUCAAAGGCGAAGAAGCGAAAAUGGAUAGCAAGAAAACCGUACCCUUCCAGCGCAACCAAAUGACCAAAAUCAUCGAGGUGCUCGGAAUUCCAACCAAGGAGGAUUGGCCCGGUAUUGUUGAAAUGCCGGAGUAUGCACAACUGCAAUCUCUUGCUUAUAGUCGGACAGGAGGGUCUGGCUACAACAGCUCCUCUUCGCAUAAUCAUAACCAUAACCAUAAUCAUAGCCAUAGCCAUAGCCAUAACAACAACGGCCGUGGAACCGGCACAGGUCUAGACACAUGGUACAAUAACGUCCUCCGCUCCGCCAACUACCCUCCAUCCUCCAACACAUCUUCAGGCACUGAGUCCAACCCUGACACCCCCGGCCUCUUAGGCUACGACCUCCUCUCCAAACUCCUAACCUACGACCCCACCCGCCGUCUAACCGCCGAACAAGCCCUCCAACACCCCUAUUUCCAAGACCCCGGGAGUGGAAAAAUCAGCGUAAGCGGCAACUGCUUCGAAGGUCUAGAGGAAUCAUACCCGCACCGCAGGGUCGCUAGUGAUGACAACGGGAUUGGGACGGGGAGUUUGCCGGGCACGAAGAGGAGCGGAUUGCCGGAUGAUAGUUUGGUGCCUUGUGGUAAACGGAGGGGCUGA